This is a messenger RNA of Nylanderia fulva, 14931 nucleotides long. RefSeq lists its product as uncharacterized. Gene Ontology annotation, molecular function: RNA binding. The record is from RefSeq and is a predicted model, not a curated record. Lineage: Eukaryota; Metazoa; Arthropoda; Insecta; Hymenoptera; Formicidae.
AGAGAGAGAGGAGGAAAAGUGCGGGACGCGUACGAUAUAUAUAUAUUUGUCUCUCCGUCUCCGGUGGUGUGAUAUCGAGUGACAAGCAGACCGGGGAGGCGGAAUUUUGUCAAUUCCCGAACGAGAAAAGGAAAAGCUUUAAUCGACCGAGAAAAAGAAAUUUCGCGUGUUUUGUGUGCCCUUUUUGUGAAGUGUGCAGUGAGAAUUUAUCGUUUACCGGUCGAGGUUGUGUGUCGUUGUACAGUGCCUCCAAACGAUACCACAACAUCCGAUCCCAAAUGAAGAGUUCGGAGCAAAAUGGUUAGAGAGACACGUUACCUGUGGGUUGGAAAUCUGCCGGAAAACAUCCGAGAGGAUCGCAUCAGGGAGCAUUUCAAACGGUAUGGACGCGUGCAGAGCGUCAAGCUGCUGCCACGGGGCGAGGUGUGCCCCGUGGACGGAGGUUCCAGCAGUAUCCUUGGCGAGGGCAAUGAGGGCGGUUCCGGUUCCAGUUCAGGCGGCAGCGGCGGCGGUUCCUCGACCAGCGGUGUAUGCGCGACGGUGGCGUUCAUGGAUAUCAAGUCCGCAGCGAAGGCCCACGCGAUUGAGCACACGCUGGACGACCGAGUCCUCACCGCGCAAUAUUACGAGCCUCAACAUCUUCAGCACAGGUUCCCCACUCACGGAAGUUCGGAGGAUCAUGGAUCCAGCGGCGGUAGCGGGGGAGGAAGUGGCGGAACAGGCGGCGUUUCCGGCGGCGGCGGCGGUAGCGGGAGCACCGGUUCCGGGGUCGGCGGUAGCGGCGGUGGCGGCGAACGAGGAGAGAGGGGAAGCGAGAGUUUCGACUCACGUGGUUCCCACGGCGGCUUCUACGGUAGCGAUAGGAGCAACCGAGUGGUUGGCACCGGGAGCAGCGGCGUCGUCGUCGGCGGCGGCGGCGGCGGCAGCGGCAGCGGCAACGGCGUCGUCGUCGUCGGUCAUCCGGCGGAUUCUACUACGGGAGACCCCAGCGGCUACAUAUCCCGCCGUCCACCACCUACGAGCUCUUACCACGUGACAUCGAGCAGGGCGAGGGAUCGGCUAUAUCCGAGGACCGGCCCGUACGUCUCCGGGCCGCCGCCCCCGCCCCAUUUAGACCGUCAUCGUGGAAGUCUGCCGCCGUCGUCCUGGUCGGCGUACGAGCCGACGAGUUCGAGGUACGGCAGCGCACCGCCGCCACCUUCGCCUGCCACCAAUGACUCUUACCAAGAUGAGCAAGGAGGUGGCGGAGGUGGUGGUAGCAGUAGCACCGGUGCUCUGCGACAGCACAAAAAACAACGCAGAAAAUCACGCAGUGGGAGUAGCUCGCCGAGCGGUAGCAGUCGCUCCGGAAGUAGCAGCAGCAGUCGAAGCGGUAGCUCGGGUGGCAGCACUUCCGGAGGUAGCACAUCGCCCGGUAGUUCGCCGCAUCGAACGAGCAAUGUGUCCGUCAUGGAGGAUCGCAGGCCGGUGGCCAUCUGCGUGAGGAAUCUACCGAUUCGUAGCAGUGAUUCCUCGCUCAAAGAUGGCCUUUUCCAUGAGUACAAGAAGCACGGCAAGGUGACGUGGGUGAAAGUUAUCGGAACCGCCAGCGAGAGAUAUGCUCUAGUUUGCUUCAGGAAACCCGAGGAUGUCGAGAAGGCCCUCGAGGUUUCGCAAGAUAAGCUUUUCUUCGGAUGUAAAAUUGAAGUGGCUCCUUAUCAGGGAUAUGAUGUCGAGGAUAAUGAGUUCAGGCCGUAUGAGGCGGAACUCGACGAGUAUCAUCCGAAGGCAACGAGAACGUUGUUCAUCGGAAAUCUCGAGAAGGAUGUUACCGCAUCCGAGCUCAGGAAGCAUUUUGAACAGUUUGGGGAGAUAAUAGAAAUUGACAUUAAGAAACAAGGCGCCGUAUCGAGUUAUGCUUUCUGUCAAUAUUCGGAUAUUGGUAGCGUCGUCAAAGCCAUGAGGUCGCUGGACGGUGAACAUCUAGGUGCGAAUCGAAUCAAACUCGGAUUCGGAAAAUCGAUGCCCACACCCUGCGUUUGGGUUGAUGGCAUUGGAGAUUGUACGUCCGAGAAGUUUUUAAGCUUACAAUUCAAUACUUUUGGACCGACAACUCAGGUAGUAGUAGAUCGUGAGCGUGGCCAUGCUUUGGUCUUUUUCGAUCAAAUAAGCUGCGCUCAAGCUGCCGUGAAAGAGAUGAGGGGAGUCACGGUUCGCGGCCGCCGUUUGCAGAUCGAUUUCGCCUCAAGGGAAUGUCAAGAGACCUUUUACGAACAUCUCGAGCGUCAAGGAAACAGGGAAACCAGUGAGAAACCUUGGGACUCGAGGCCUUCGCCAGCGUCGUCGUUUGAUAUGACGAUUCCUUCUAGGCGGGAGCGCAACAGCUUCGACUCAGCGACGGUGUCGAGUUCGAGCAACAGAUUCACGCGCUAUGAUACGCCCCCGCGAUCUAGAACGACCAACUACUCGCGAACUUCCGGUGGUAGUACACCAGGCGCGAGUCCAGCUCAUCCGACAGCGUUGUCACGAAGUAAUAGACGAUCCUAUCAAGAUUCCUAUUACGAUGGCGAUUAUGCUGAACCAGCGUCGAGACGGUUUCGCAGCUACGACGAGUUUAGUCAAGGCAGCGGUGCGAGUCACGACGACUACCAGAGCAGCGUACUCAACGACGGCAAACUUAACGAUGAUGAUUGCCCGCCACCGUCAUCACGACGUCAUGCAGUACAAAGCGUUGUUACGAGUAUCGACCCGCCUGCGCCACCGCCACCGUUAUUACCUCCGCCCGAUAUUCGGCAUCUCCAGAAGGAACGCGUCCAUUUGUUGGAGCAACUUGAGGAGUGCCAUAGUAGCGGCGAUGAGGUCGGUUUCGUCUCGAAGAAACGUGCAAAACUCGAUAACUCGUCGACGACAAUACUCUGCGAAGACGAGGAGCCGGAAAUUGCAUCGUUACUCGUCACUUCGCAUUCUAGUAGAAAAGGAAUGGACUUUAGACGUGUUAGUGAUAGCAAAGUAGUAGUGCACCAUAGCACAAGAAGGGGUAGUUGCGAGGGUAGAGGUCCUGGACCUUGCAAACGUCGUCGGGAUGCCGCUAGCAGACAUCACGAACACCACGAUGGAUCUCGACCAGGUACACCCCUUGUCGACGAACGACCGGAGAAUCUGAUACCCAGCGAACCGAGAAGAUUCAGAGAAAGGAGUCACGAGGGUCCGUUGUCGUUACCUUUACCGAGGUUUGCGACACAAAUGUUAAACAACAACAAUAACACAAGUAGUAGUAACAACAACAAUGGCAGCGGCACUCGAUCGAACAAUGCCAGCCUUGCUAAAAUUGCUAGUCCGCCGUGUGCCAGCUUGUCUACUGCGCCCAGCCCUCGUGCAGCACCGCAACCGCCGGCUUCGCCACCUCCUAGACAUGCUAGUUCGAGUCCGACCAGUUCCGACAGCGAGAUAGCGCCGCAAUCUCCUAGUCUGGAAGAAAGGAUACGUUCUCUGGACGAAAAGUACGAAAAAUGGUCCGGUUCGAGAGCAUUGAGUGCCGCUGGUGGCGACGCUCUAGCGAAACUCGAUGGCAAUACUUCGGACAAAUUCAAAUUUAAACUCCGGCAUAAACUCCUCGAUAUGGAUCUUCAUGAGGUGCAACCUUCGGACAUCGUGAAAUCGGUCCUCGCGAAAAGGAGCGUGUUCGAUGAGGAUUCGAAAAGAUUGGAAAACUUUAGCGAAAAAUACGAACCGCGGGAAUUCACUGGUGUUAUUGGCGUUAGUUCUAUGAUCGGUAGCACUGCUGGUCUUACGACUAGUGGUGGUGGUAGUGGCUGUACCAGCAAAGUUUGUCUGCAGUAUCCGUUUCCUAGUCAUCCGCCGAUGCAGCCAGCCAGCGGUACUUCGGUUACCAGUCAAAUCGGUAUUAAUACGCCAUUGUCCGCGAGUUUGACUCCGACGACGACUAUGGCCUCAUCAGCGUUGAAGACCGAUCCGCGAAUGCAACAUAAUUGCAUACACCCGACGCCGGCAACGCCGAUUACACCUGGUGCAUCUAUUAAGACAGUUAGUCCCGAGUUACCGCCGGUUUCUCUACCGAUCGGUCUCGGUAGCGGAACGGCAGCGAGUAAUAAUAAUGGUAGUAGUUUAUCGUCAGCCAGUAGUCUUGUAAGCAGCAAUGGUAGUGUAGGUAACAUUCACACCCUCGGAACCUCGACGCAUCGGGGAUUAAGCGUCUCCGCGACAACCGCAUCGCCCACAGUGACAGCGGCAUCGACGGAUGCUUUUAAUUCAACUGCAAUAACAACAGCAGUGCCUGUUACAACGUUGAGUGCGACAAUUUCGUCGGCGACAGUGACGACGACGACGACGACGACGUCUACGACAGGCACGAUAUCUUCCAUGACUACCAGUUCGAUAGCUCCACCGUCUUCCAUAACGUCCUCAUCUAAUUCUUCCUCUUCAUCAUCAUUAUCUGCAUCUUCCACAGAUUUGACUCGUUCUCGUUUGAGGAAGGAAACAAGCGGUAGCAAUCGAGAAAGUAGAGACUCCCGCGAUGCGAGGGACAGCAGAGAUUCGAAACAUAGUAAAGGUAAAGAUUGUCAAAGAAGAUCACGAAAGGAUGAAACUGACAUUGAAAGAAACCGUAAAGGUAGAGACGAAAAAGAAAGUACGAAUAUUGUGAACGACGUCGGCAACACGGAUAAUCAUAGUAGGGACUUUAAGGAUAACAAAGAACUGAGGUACGAGCGAAAAGAACGAGAAGAAAAAGAAAGGAGAGAUAAAGAAGAUCGGGACAGACAAGAGCGAAGGGAUAAAGAAGAUCGUGACCGACAAGAGAAGAAAGAAAGGGAGGAACGUGAGAGGCGAGAGAAAGACGAGGAGAGGCGAGAAAGAGAGAGACUUGAUAAGGAACGACAAGAGAAAGAUAGAAGAGAGCGAGAAGAAAGAGAACGCGAAAGAAAGGAAAGGGAAGAGAAUGAACUUAAAGAAAAGGAGAGACGAGAGAAAGAACGUCUCGAUCGUGAGAGGAGAGAACGAGAAGAGAAGGAGCGACAAGAACGGCGAGAACGUGAGGAGCGCGAACGGAAAGAACAUGAAGAACGGGAAAAGAAAGAACGGGAAAUUCGCCUAGAGCGUGAAAAGCAAGAAAAGGAACGUCUUAAAAGAGAAAGGGAAGAACAGGAAAGAAGAGAAAAAGAAGAACGAGACAGGAUAGAGCGGGAAAGAAGGAGAGAAGAGAAGGAACGUCUCGAACGGGAAAAGAAGCGAGAGAAGGAAGAAAAGGAGAGGCUAGAGCGCGAAAGGCGGAAAGAAAAGGAGGAACGGGAGAAGAUGGAAAAGGAGAAACGCGAGAAAGAAGAACGAGAAAAACUCGAGAAACUUGAGAGAGAAAAACACGAAAAAGAGAAACGACGGGAACGUGAAGAUCAAGAAAGGCGAGAGAAAGAGAAGGUCGAACGCGAAAAGAGGAGAGAUCGUGAAGAAAAGGACAAGGAAAAGAGAGAACGCGAUGACAGCAGACGGCAAUCGACCGAAAAUCAUUUGCAUCCUUCUGUUACGCAGUCUCAGAAUCAAGUCACCCCGGCACCGGUACCAAUCAAACGCAGGUGCUCGUCGCAAGAUUGUCCCACGGACGAGGAUGCUAAACGUAUUAAAAUUUCGGAUCAUCGGCGCGACAGCAAAGAUCGGUCUAGGCAAAACAGGAGAUCCGAAGAUCGUAAGCACCGUAACGACUCGCAUCGUUCUAGUCGGGAGAGCAGGGAGAGUCGUGACAGUAAAGAAAGUAGCAGCGCGACACAGGACACCAGAGACGGCGACUCGACUCGAGAAAACAAUUCGAGGGACAGUGGAAGCAAAGAGAAACAGAGGAGUAAGAAGAAUCGCUCGGAGAAGGAGUCGAGGGAACGCAGUCCGAGGGUGUCGCACGAAUCCGAGAAGGAAUUUCUAUCGAGAUUGGAGAGUUCUCUUUCCAAGAGAAACGAUUCGACUCUGUCAACCGAACAAGCUUCCGUGGGAUCGAAUCACGCGAGAGAUGCGCAACAUCAUCAACAGCAACAAUCUUCUACAUUGAAUUCGCACAGUGAUGUGGACGAUGGUCCCAUCUCUACUCACGAGAUACAAACGGUAAGGAAUCCAUCAGCUACAGAUACGGAUAGCGACGAGCCGAAGAAGCACUCGAUCUUCGAUAUUGUCGACGACGAGCCUGCUUACAUCAGUAUGUACGAUAAGGUAAAAGCUCGUUCAACGAAAAAUAUGCAAAAACUAGAAGAGGAGAAGCGUCAAGUGCGAUUAAAGGACAAGUUCUCGCAACUGAAGCAAAGUCGCGCUAGACGAGAAGAGAAGAAGCAGAGUACGUCGUGGGACGGAGACUCUGUGAGUAGCAAAGCUUUGACCGAGGACGAAGCUAGUUCCGAAUCAGAUUCGACGAGAACCAAGUCUCUCUCUAGAAAGGGCUCGCGGUCUCGCAUUCACUCUGAUACGAGUGAGGAGGAGGAGCCAUUCAACAACAAGGUUCGCAAGACAGUGAAGACUGAAAGAUUCCUCGAGAGCGACGUCGAUCUCGGCUUUGCCGACACCGAGGAGAAGCAGAACCCACUGGAAGCCUCAAACGCUAUUACGAAUAGCGUACACACGGAUAUUAAGGAAGAGCCCCGUACAUCCGACGAAGACGAACGAAUUUCGGUUAGCUUCCGCGCGAAUCAUCCGACAAUAGUGGUGAACAAUCACGAAAGAGAUUCGCGAAAGAAAUCGCAUAAAAAGAAACAGAAGCGCCAAAAGAACAGCAUCUCGAACGACAACAAUUUGAAGGUGGAACCGAUGGAGGCUUUAGAACAUAAGCCUAAAACCAAUCUCAUCACAUCGUCCAACGCGGAUUGCCGGCCGAAUCAUGUCACGGAAUUGACUACUAUCACCGCCACCACAACUAUAGUCACGACGGCGUCUGAGAACGCUGAAGAGAGAAUGCGCGCCGAUAAGAAACAACGUAGUAAAAAGGAUAAGAGGCGCGAUCGGAAUGGGGAGGAUAAGGCUAAAGCGAGACGAAAGAGACUCAACAGGCAAGAGGCAAGGGAUUCUCAACGUAUGGAGGACAUCUUCGGCCCUCUCUCGGACGAUGUUGACGAUGCUCCAUCUAAUACGUUUUUCAACAGGUUCAGCAACAUGACGUCGGAGAACAGCGUUUACGCUUCGGACAGCGACGGUGGUCGUAGUUCGCUCGACAUGGACAGAACAAGACGGAAGACAGAGAAGAAACGACGCCAUCAACCGGAAGAUGAGAACAGCGUCGAUUUGGCCGAAGCCGGCCGGGAGAUCGAGGCGAAACUUUUGGGUAUGCCGAGUUCUCCGAAGGCCGCUCCUGCGUGCACAGCUGAACCCAGUGAUCACGAUGUCUUCCGUUUCACCGACGAUAAUGACAGUAUCGAGCCAUCGACACCUUCGACAGCACCGGAGAAAGUCAAAGAGAAGAAAAAGAAACGGAAGAAAUCGAAGGAGGAACGCAACCGAAAGGAUUAUCACCAUCACCACCAUCAUCAUCAUCACCAUCAUGAAAAGAGCGGUGAAUUACCUUAUCUAGGCGCCGAACCUAGUCCACCAAGAGCAAGCAGUCCGUUAGUAUCCAAGACAAUAUCAUCCAGCUUGCCCGCGCCUAGGGAGACAUUAUUGAGCCCGAUACCUAAAGUGACUUCCAACGUGUCAACCGUAUCGUCGAUAACUCCUCCGGUUGUGAGCGACAUUCAAACCAAGUCGGAAAAGAAGAAGGAUAAAUUCAUACCUGGGUUUGGAAUAGAAAUCGACGAGACCAUUCAUGAGAAUGCUGUGAAAAGUAUCUCGGAACCUGAUGAGAAGGACAGUAAUUGUCAAUCGCGCGGCAACAGAGAGGAAUCGGAAGUACCUGUACCAACGACACCACCGACUCAGAACGAAGACAAGCGAGGUGGGAUAUCGCAGGAAGAAACGGAGGACGCUGUUGCCGCGUUACUCGAAGCAACAUUCGGCGCUUCGGCUGAAGAUUUCUCUUAUGAGGGUGAGGAGGAAGAAACCGAAACUGAUGGGAUUGCCGGAACCACAGCCGAGGCACCUCAAGAGGACGUCGAAGAAAUGCAGCAAGCAGUUGAGAGUUUGAACGCCUCAACGGUAGAAGGCGACGCGGAUCUAAAACCGGAUACGCCGCAGAGCGAGCACGACCUACAGAUCGACACGGAUACGGAGGAAGAUCCGAAUUACGAGACGGUCGAUCUGACACAACCGCCAAAGACACCGGAUAUACCGUCAUUCUACAAGUCCCCGACGAAAACGCUGGUGGUACCCGUCUUGACUGCUCCUGAGAAAUCGAUUGAAGUGCGAUUAACGUCCACGGUAGUUGCCAAACCGCCGAGUCCACCGAGUUCCGUAAUCGCUCAUUCGUGGACUCUGAACGAACACAAGCCCCUCGAAUCCGUCAAGCCUGUGCAGCUAGAGACCACAGAAUCAGACGUCAACGUCGCUAGUCCGGAAAGAACGACGCAAGUGCAGAGAACAUCCCCGUCGCCGCCACCGUUGCAAUACAAGCAACCUAUGCUGGUGCCGUGUAGCGUACCGAUUACGAGUGAAAUACCGAAAUCGCUUUCCAUUCCGAGUUCGCGACCAUCGCCGAUCUCAGUGCAACCUCUGUAUCAGAGGCUUCCCGUGUCUCCGCAAUCUCAGAUGGUACCCAUGCGCCAAGCUUCUCCGAAAAUGCAAACCACAACUGUCUCUUGUUCGUCAGCUUCCAACACGACACCAUUGCCGCCAUUGGUCCCAUCGAGAAUACCACCUUUAGUACCAUCACAAUCCUCGCCACGCAUCUCUCAGCCGCUUUCGCCCAACGGACAAUGGUCGCGGAAUCCUACGUUAAGUCCUCAUGUACCUAACGUGGGUAAAAGAAAAGCUUCGCCGCCACCUACCAAGAUCGCGGUUUGCGUGCCUAUCCCCGCUCAUAGACCGGAAGUGCCAGCUCAACAGAUCUACUCAACCGCGGCGACUCAACAGCCGGUGAUACAGCACGCCUCGGGAAUGCUGGCACCCACCCCUGGUUAUCCUCGUGGUGGUUUACCGCCAUUGACUCUGAAUAUUCCACCGCGACCUUACAUGCCCGUACCACCUUUAGCGUCUGGCAUACAAGUAAAAAAUUCGCGCGACUCCUCUUUAGGUGGCAAAUCUGUGAUCGAGACGUUAAUAACGAUACAUCCGAACGAACCAUCGCCGAGAUUGGAAGAACCAAAAUUGUCGCCCGCUAUUAUACCUGAACCGACCAACAAAGCGUCUACCUCACCUAAGGUUCCAUCACCGAAUCAACCGCCCACGUAUAUACCUGAAACAGCAAAGAUUGAGAUCAAUGCCAGUACGUCUAGUCCCGUGUUUGGUAAACCAGGUUACAUCACGGACAGCUACACAAUGUCGUCUAGAACACAGAAGCAAAUUUCCAUCACAACGGACAGUAAUCUGCUGUCGCCUAGACAGAAACAAGAAGUGUCGAAUCUUCAACUUCUAACUACGCACGUACCUCGUUCUUCCACGCCGAGUCCUGUAAUCGUGGCUCACGGUCAAUCUAACUUACUUCACAAGUCGGUGCAUACUUUAGGUCCGCCGAACGUACCUUCACCGAAUCAACCACUGAUAAAGACCGUAGUACCUAUAGUUCCUCAGCAAAUAACGUCCAGCGCACCGUUGUCAGCACCUGGCGAUAAAUCCGUCAUCCCGCAAACGCCUUGUCAGAGACAGUCGCCUGUCUCCCAGGGUCAAUUGGUCAAAUCUCACAUACCUCUGGCAUCUACAGAAUCACAGACGAUCAUAACCAGAGUAGUAUCAUCAACCGCAUCUUCCAUAUCGACGCCACCGAUGACGGAAUGCUUAGACCAACACGUCCAAGGACAACCAUUGGAAAUGGACGCUGAAGCACAGAUUAAUCAAACUGUUCAACCGAUGCAACUUACACCACCUAUACAAUCGACGCAGCCGAUCGAUGCGAUAAAACAAGAACCAAUCGACGCUCAACAGGAAGAAACGAUAAGCGAAACUGAAUAUAAUGUAACCGAAUCCGACAAACUUUUGAACCAACCGUGCGUAGAAGAUAACAUAAAACAAGAAAAGCAAGAUGUUAUUAAAACAGAGAUUGCACCUAAAGAGGAGGUGGUAGAUGUACCGACUCCACCGAAACUCGAAGCGGAAACUCUUAUAAAACUGGAACCUGUGAGUGAAAUUAAAGAAGAGAUUAAGGAGAAUGAUGAGAUGGAAUUGGAGGAAGAGCCAGUAGAAGAUCCGUUGAAAGAGCCGAACACGGAUCCUCUUGCUAUCGAUUCUAAGGAAGAUCCAACCGAUAGCAAAGAAGACAGCGAUUAUUGGUCCGCGAAGGAAGUGAACAUCGAAAGCGUGAUAAAGAAGGUUGAUGCUCUGUGCGACGGCGAAGGUAACGAUGGCGAUGACGAGACACAACAAACCGAGAGCGCGAACAGCGACUCGCACGAUACCAGCAAGAACGAGUCGGAUUGGUUUGACGCUGAAUCAUCGAUCGAGGGCGAGGGUAAGAAGAACUUUGGAUCAACAGCCGAUGAGCACGACGAGACGAUGGAGACGUGCGAAAAUGAAUCUACGAAGAGUCGUCGGGGCAGAGCGAAGAGUAGACGCGGCAGUCGUGGCGGAGUCACCACCAGGCGAGGUGGCAGGAACGCGAGCACCGUCUCUCACAGACGAGGCGGUAGAAGUCCUCGAGGUAGCAAACAUCACGUUGAGAAGAAUAAACUGCCAGCCGACGUUUACGAGUUCCACGACGACAGCGAGGAGGACAACGCCGGUCGUCCACGGCUUAUUCUCACCAUUAAAUCCCCUGGACCGAACGUAACGGGACCCAACGCUCAGCCGGCGAUACCCGUGGCCGCAGUUAAGGAAAUACCACCGGAAGAGUUUGUGUCUCCGGCCGCUAACACGAGAAAGUCUAGAAGAUUGGCGGAGAGAGAUGGCAGUCGCAACACGAUCGACGAUGUCAUCGAGGAUGUUGUCCGUGGAUCGCCUGCAAAUAAAGGUUUGGUCAGCGGUGCCGCCGGAAAUGUCCACGCCACCAGACGAAGCACCAGACAUAACAACGCUCCGCGCAAUACGACACAGCAAUCUGCCGCGCCACUUCCAACGGAACUUCGUAAGUCACCUAGGGGCGGUCGUAAAACGGCGAGACGAACGUCCGAAAAUAACGAGGAUAGCGGAGAAGAGAAGACGAAGGAAGUAACCGUGACGGUGGCAGAGAUCAAAGAGGAACCUAAACCGGAGGCUACACCAGAAAGCCCGAAAGCGGAAGAACCAGCUCAAACUGUUGUUGUUACCUCGGCGCCGCAGAAGACGGUAUCGCUUGAGCCGAUGACGUUGAUUGAUCCAGUCACGGGAAUGCUGAUACCGAUGAGGGAAUCUGAGGAGGGUCAGUAUAUCCCGGUGUCCGCGGCAUCCAAUCAGGUGCAGACUAUCAAUAGAACGGUAUGCGAAUCUCGAAGCAGUGGAUUAGUCAGCACGAGCCCGACAAACGAAGCGCCACGAGUGAAAUCCGAAAGUUCCCCGAUAGUAGUAGCGGAGCCGAAGAAGGAGGCCGUCAUAGAACACACGCCUUGUCAAUCAACACCAACCCAGCCGAUCCAACCGCAAACUAGCGUGAUUACGAAACCACAAUCCCCAACGAUACAAGUUACUUCUGCCAUCACUAUUGCGCAAUCUUCGACGACGACCACGACUAUUGUCUCUACCGUGACUGCAACGUCUUCUGUAGCAUCGACUACAACAACGCAACCGAUACCCACCUCCUCUUCCUCGCAGACGAAACCUACGAGUCUCAAGGCGCACGUGUUAAACGCUAGCAAGCUCGUGACCUCGGCUCAACAGCAGGUUAUCACGAAACCGGUGACUCCAAGCUUGCCCAAUCAAACGAUAGUACAGAACAUCGUCAAGUCGCCCGUGCAAGCGAUACAGAGUCUCAAUCUGCAGAUACCACCUGGCAGAGUCGUGUCGCCUAGUUUAAGUCCGCGUGCGAAACAGGCGGCGCAAUUGACGCCGGCCAAUGCAAGCGUGAAGCAAGGUCAACCUAUGUCACCCGUACUCAAUAACACAGGAGUGCCACCUAAUCCUAAGCAACAUCUUCUGCAAGCUGCCAAACAACAAACGUCGACGAUAGUGAACAUGUCGCAGAAAAUGCCGAUAAACAUGCAUCCUGCCAGCGUGAACGUCUCCAGAACCAUGCAUCAACCGGUCUCACAGCCCACCACUCUCAAGGGUAUUAACGGGCAACCUCAUCCGCUUAAUCCAAAAACGCACUUGCUGCAAGCUGUAGUUCCACCGAUCGUCAGCGGAAGUUCAUCCACGCAACCACAUCUCGUCAACCCACAGCCGAUUUCAACUGGCAGUGCCCGACCACCAGUACCGAAAACUCCUGCCACUGGGAUAAUAGAACCAAAAGUGGAAGUGCCGAUGUCUGGUUGUAUCAUGGUACCAACUGCGAGCCCGCAAAGUCGAAGCGUGCCGAUGCCGACGUACGAGGCUCCAUUGCACGGAAGUACAGGUGCUACUCCACCAGGGGGUCAGUAUGGUCUUGUCCCCCCGCAUCGAUCCCAGAGUCCUCCACCUGCCCACCAUCACAUUAAUACUUCACAGAGUGAAGUCAAUCAUUACGGAGGACUGACUCAUGGCGGAGAACUGCCACCUCAUUACUUACAUUCUCAAAUGUUGCAAUACCAACAAUAUUAUCGCGCGCAACAGGAAGCGUUGACGGCACCUCGCAUAGCUUAUCGCAUUCCAGGAACGAGAUCUCCGCAUCUGCCUUUAGAUCCGAAACUCGAGACCGGCAUAGAGGACAGUCACAGUCCUCCUCUAGAAUUACGACGAGGCACGAGAACGCCUCAAGAUCGUACCACCGACAGUCCACAAGUUGCUCAAGUUUAUAUGCUACACGGAAAUGUGAGAUUACCGCCACCUCCGCCGCAGUAUAACGCAGGAAGUAACCCGUCGUUACCUGGUGCUCCAGCUGGCGUCAGAGCAGGCUAUUAUGAACCCCCGCCCGCUCACUUACGUUCUCCAUAUCCCAUGGCUGCCAGCGAAGCACCACCUGAGAUGGGCAGAGCCACCACACCGGAGAGAUGUAGAAAGCAUCACGUAGUCACCCCACCACCUUACGCGUCUCAAGUGCCACCGCAAGCGGACAGCUUCCAGAUGCUACUCCAACGUUACCCGGUUAUGUGGCAAGGUUUACUGGCGCUCAAGAACGAUCAGGCGGCGGUACAGAUGCACUUUGUCUUCGGCAAUCCUAACGUGGCCAGAGAUAGUUUGCCGUGUAACAGCGACGGCUCCACACCACCGUUGAGAAUAGCUCAAAGAAUGAGAUUGGAACCAACUCAAGUUGAUGGAGUAGCGAGGAAGAUGCAGACUGAUAACGAACAUUGCAUGUUGCUGGCAUUACCUUGUGGCCGUGACGAAGUCGAUGUAUUGCAACAAAGUAAAAACCUUCAAGCUGGAUUUAUCACGUAUCUCCAACAGAAGCAAGCUGCUGGAAUUGUAAAUAUUGCCGCACCCGGAUCGCAACAGCCGGCGUAUGUAGUUCACAUUUUUCCAUCUUGUGAGUUCGCGCACGAUAAUUUGGCAAGGAUUGCACCGGACCUAUUUCACCGUGUUGGCAAGAUCUCUCAUUUACUAAUCGUCAUCGCCACGGUUUGAGACCGAUCAUUGACCUAUCGGAUUACGAUUUAUCCGUAUGUCUCGUCUUCACGCACCGCAGGACGCUUCAUACCUGGCAUGAAGCCUGGAGUGUCCGCCUGAUACGCGCGUAAUUGUGCGACAAAGAGCGGGAUGCGCAUUCAAAAUGAAGAGAACUCCUUAGUCCGGAGUUGUAUCAGUGACAAUCAAAUGGAACCCGGCGGGUUGUAAGCUGAUCUUUAGAUCGUAGGCCUAAAGACGAGACACGAGGUUGUGCGGUGAAGUGAGGUUCGCACUUUUAAAUGCGCUGGUCAUCACCGUGCGUACCUCUCUUCGAUGAAAUUCGCGCAAGCAAGCUCGGUUCUUUCUUGCUUUUCUUUUUCUUCUUCCUUCCUACCUUGUUUUUCUUUUUGAACGGCUUGUAACUCGCGUCAAUUCUAAUACUGACAAUGUUUGUGGGAUCGACCGACAUCACUCUUGGUCUUUCUGACAAGCGGGUCAGGCACAACCCCAGUCUUCAGACAAGACCUUCGAUUCGUCAUGCGAUACUCAUUACUUACGCUCGUCCUUCCCAUAAAGGAAGCAGUAAAUAACUCGUUUCUCUAGAUGGACAAGUCAAUCGCGAAGUAAAGAUAUAGAAAGCAGCUAACAUACCCUAUCACUAUUAUAUGAGCUAUUACGAGCUAUUUCAAGUAAGGUUUAGGCGUUAAUAAUAAUAAAGUAAAUUGUGUAAAAAAAAUUAUAAGCGAGCCACCGAGGGCAUAACUACUGUGAUUUUAAGUAUUUAACGAUAACCGUAAAACUGCGUAAAAAGAGGAAGAAGACAAAAGGUUAAAAAACAUAUAUAAGAGGGUGCCCAACUAAAAAUGGUCCGUGCGGUAUGUGAUGUGUUUUUGUAUAAAUACUGCUCUAUAUAUAUAAAUAUAUGACUAUGUAUUAUAUUAUAACGAAACUAUAACGAUAAUUUGCUGCUGCCCAUUGCUGCUAACGCCGCCGGUCGUGUCGAGUUUAGAAUGUAAAUUAUAACGUUAAUCCUCUAGCACACCAAGAAUGAGAAAAGUUGGGCCACCCCUGCGUAGAGUUUGUGCGAUCUAUUCGUAGAUCUAUCCUAGUGUACCAUGAUUUCCCACAGCAGGAUACGAAUUUGUGAAUUAUUAUAAUUAUUAUUAUUAUAAUUAUUAUUAUUAUUAUUAUUAUUAUUAUUAAUCUCUCGUGAAUUACUAAAAUUCCUCUCGUGCAUAGUAUACUCUCUUAGCAUUAUAUGUAUAUCUUAUAAAAGAAUUUUUAACGUUA